Messenger RNA from Funneliformis caledonium, 451 nucleotides. The record is from the annotation of a GenBank genome assembly. NCBI's taxonomy places the organism in Eukaryota, Fungi, Glomeromycota, Glomeromycetes, Glomerales, Glomeraceae.
AGAAUUAAAAUAUAUGACCAUGGUUAUAAAUGAAAACUUGAGAUUAUAUCCUCCAGUUCAUCAAUUGCCGCGAAGAGAAAAUGCAGAGAUUAUUAAAUUUCGGAAUCAUGUAUUUUUGCCCAAAACACCCAUAUUCAUAAAUAUUUAUGGAAUCCAUCAUUCACCAGGAAAUUGGAAGGAUCCUGAAGAAUUUAUUCCUGAAAGAUUUGAGAACGAGCAUGAAAAACGCGAUCUUCAUACUUGGUUAACUUUUGGUGGUGGUACCAGAUCAUGUAUUGGUACUAAUUUUUCACUUAUUGAACAAAGAGUGAUGUUGUGUGCUUUAUUAAGAAAAUAUGAGAUAUCUUUACCAGUAGAUAGUAUUCAUAAAGAUAAAUUACAUCUUAGACGUGCUAAUGGUACAAUAACGGGACUACAUCCAAUCGAUUUAAUAUUUAAAAGGACAGAAUGA